Messenger RNA from Oryzias latipes (Japanese medaka), 4470 nucleotides. RefSeq names its product UDP-Gal:betaGlcNAc beta 1,4- galactosyltransferase, polypeptide 3 (gene b4galt3). Gene Ontology annotation, cellular component: Golgi apparatus. Gene Ontology annotation, molecular function: galactosyltransferase activity. The record is from RefSeq and is a predicted model, not a curated record. NCBI's taxonomy places the organism in Eukaryota, Metazoa, Chordata, Actinopteri, Beloniformes, Adrianichthyidae. Gene Ontology annotation, biological process: carbohydrate metabolic process; galactosylceramide biosynthetic process.
GCCGCGCGCGUCACCGCCGCGCGCCUCGCUAUCCGUGGCCGUGGUUCGUUUGAGGCACAGGGAGAGAGUGCACUUGCCUUGCCUGUGUUGACACAGGACGGAUACGCGGCGAUGCCCUUGCAUGUGAAAGCAUUUGAAGCUCCACAUAAGCGGCACAAUAGAGGUUCUGUGGCUCGGUGGGGGAGGAUCGACGAGCAUCUGCAAAAAAAUCUGCCUCUGGGCAAUUUUUGUGUGGUGUUCGGCAGCAGGAGCGGCCCGUCCUUUCUCCGCGGAAGCCGGGAGCUGGAUUUGACAUGUCGCAGGGAUGUGCUGCAGGAAGCCUGAUGAUGAAAGGAGGAAGAGAUGGAGAUGAGCAGGAAGCCUUUUUCUGAUCAAGGAGAGAUUUUAAUCUGAUCCAGUCAAAACAAGGUAUCAUUUACACUGUCUGAAGGUGAUGGCAGAGCUGAUGGAGCAUCCCUGCGACUGCUCUUCACACCUGGACACGGAUGUUCACCUCCUGUGUGUCUGAAGCUGCACUCUGGGCUGCCUCCGGCCCCUCCUCUCCUUCUGCCUUUCCCUGCCUGUUUUACUCCUCUCCCUGCACCUCCCUCUGUCAGCUGAUCCUCCUCUUCCACCUCCGUCAAGUUUCCUCACCAGAUGUUCUACUGAACCUCUCCAGUCUUCCUAGCAUGGCUUGCUGUGGGCGCUCCCUGGACUCGCCGUGCACACUCGCCCUGCUCAUCAGCUUCCAGUUUGCGUUUGUGCUGUAUUUUUCCCUCGGGGGUUUCAGAGGUUUAGUGUCUGUUCUGGUGCACAGCACAGAGCCUGAGUUUGAUUAUUCUCGACCUCAUGACGUCUACACCAACCUCAGCCAGCUAGGGGUUCCUCCUCCCCCACCUCGCAACUCUGGCAUUGGAAUUUCUGCAUCAGGGCCGCCACUGAGAGACUGCCCCAUCCCUUCACCCCUCCUGGUUGGACCUGUUGCGGUCCAUCUUUCCUCUCCUCUAUCGCUGGAGGAAAUCCGACUAAGAAACCCACUAGUGCUGCCAGGGGGGCGCUAUCGGCCUCCGGAUUGUGAACCCCGACACCACACGGCGAUAGUUGUGCCCUAUCGAAACCGGCAGACCCACCUCCGCGCCCUGCUCUACCACCUCCACCCUUUCCUGCAGAGGCAGCAGAUCCACUACAGCAUCUACAUCGUACAGCAGUGGGGGAACAGUACCUUUAACCGGGCCAAACUGUUGAACGUCGGGGUGCGGGAGGCUCUCCGAGAUGAAGACUGGAGCUGCAUUUUCCUCCACGAUGUUGACUUGCUGCCUGAGAACGACCACAACACCUACACCUGUCACAAGCAGUUCCCCAUGCAUCUGUCCGUGGCCAUGGAUAAGUUCAGAUACAGGCUGCCGUACCCACAGUAUUUUGGUGGGGUGUCUGCAGUGACCCCAGACCAGUACAUGAAGAUGAACGGCUUCCCUAACCAGUACUGGGGCUGGGGCGGAGAAGACGACGACAUAGCUGCCAGAGUCCGGCUGUCUGGGAUGAAGAUUGUGCGCCCCCCAGUGGCCAUUGGUCAUUACAAGAUGAUAAAGCAUAAAGGAGACAAAGGCAAUGAGCAGAAUCCACGCAGAUUUGACCUUCUGAAAAGGACCAGGCUGAGCUGGCGCUCUGAUGGCCUCAACUCCCUGACCUAUGAGCUGCUCUCCAAAGAGCUGGAACCUCUCUACACCAACCUGACUGUUAACAUCGGAGAGGAUCUCCGUACGCCGCGGGGCAAAGCCUUCCUCCCCAUUAAAACGACCUUCUCUAUCCAGCGCAGCACCAGCAGGACCAGAGCCGCGGGCGAACAGGAGAAGAGGCCCGGAGGAAGCGCAAUGACAAAUAACACUGUGGCCAAGCAAAUCGGUCAAAAGGCGGAAAGUCCUCCGUCAAAGACGACAAACCAGACCACACAGGGAAAGCUGAAAUAAGAAGAGGCAUAUCGGAAAGAAAGAAGGAAGGCCUGGCAUCUGUGACAUCAAAGAGCUGCUUAGAUCAGUUGCGUUGAAGGUAGUUAGGCCUGAGAUCAAAAGGGCGAAAGCAGGUUUAUCCUGCAGGGGGUGCACUCAGGAACUCGGCUGAGCCCCCUCUUCCCAGCUCAUCAUGAAUGUGACUCUGGCUCUUGUGACCGAACAGGUCUGUGGUUACGUCUGUAACGGGGCCCACAGGGAGAGUGAAGGACAACCCCGCCAUUCGUUUGCGGGAGCCCUUAACGAACGCAUCAAUGACAAUACAGCGAAUAAAUCCAACUCUGCAUUGCAAGUUUCUAGCUGCUCCCCUGCAGACGCGCAGCUUCGCCCGUCUGCGCUGCAGUGGUCAGUCCACCUCGGUCUACAGCGGGCUUGUGUUUCUGUGCCUUCUGUCUUUUAUGCGCAUUUUAUAGACCCGUAUAGUUGCUUUUAGAUGCAGAUCUGCACUGGGAUGGUGGGAGUGGGCGGAGUUAUUAAGUUGGAACAUUAAUGAUGAAUCUAGACCUGAAGGAACUGCCGUUUUUCUAAUGUAUGCACAGAUCAAUCACUGACCAACUCCAUAGUUAUUGGACUAUUUUAGAGUUUAUAUUUAUAUAGAGAGACUUCUUUAUUUGUGUACCAGUUUGUUUCACUGUUCUUCAUUUCAGUAUGGUGCCUCUCUCUGACAUUUAGUUCAUAGACAAUCAAACUAUACGGGAGCUAACUCAAUAUCCAACCACAUAGGAAAAAUAUUCAUGCCUGGCAGAUAUAAACUUGGAAUGAUAUUUGUUGUCUAGUUUGACUAUAUUCUUGACACAUGUUCUAUCUGUGGUUUGAUUUCAUUUAUUUUAAAUUUGAGAUAUAUCAGGUACAGAAAAAAAAGCUAAGGGGCAAGUAAUAUUUAGGCAUGCAAAUACUCAUUAACCAGUUUAAAGUUUUUUAAUAUCUGAGGUGUUGCAAAAAAAAAAUCACUGUGUUAGGUUGUUGGUGGCUUCGAAUUAGACGGACGACGUGCAAUGUAGAGCUGUGGCUGAAUGUUUGCCUCAUCGCGUCCCUCCCCAUUUACUAAAGACAGUCUUAGUGAUCAAGAAGGGAUUAGGAAUAAAGAUCGAAUGAAAUAUGCUGUUCGAUCCAACUGUCUAAUUAAACACUAAGUUGAUGAACAUUUUUUUCUAGAUGAGCUUUCUGAGUUAGAAUCAGCUGUUUGGAUCGUUUAAUGUUAAGCAGCGUUUGUGCACAUAGGUUGAUCAGUGCUGAGGACUUGAAUUGGAUCACUUGUAGACUAGACCUGCUGACUGAAACUGCACAACAACAAUGAAGCGCUGUAACACUGAUAGGUAAUGUACAAAACGAGCUUCAUUUGAAUGUACUUGAAUUGAGGCCGUGUAAUGUGUCACCGAUGCAGUUCAGUAGGCAGACUUUGAAACCCACUGCAGAAACAGAUUGUUUUUUCCCCUUUACUUUAAUCUCUAUAUUUCUCUUGUACAGCGUUGUGCCUGGUGAACACAGGUCCACAUCAGCGUGGGAGUCAAACAUGUUCUGCAGAUGCCUCAGGUUGACACAGUCUGGCAGAGCUGAGAGGAGCCAAGGACUGAAUGAAGCUGCAGCGCUGUGACAUGAAUGCUAAGCAGAAAGAUUCCCCAUUCACAGGAUUCAGCCACUCACUUCUUUGCAGCACUGCGUUGAGGGGGGGGGGCUUCUCACUAACGCAGUAUCACAUGACUUAAGUCUGACGGCUUAAAGGAAUAGAACAUCUCAGAAUUCUAUCCUCUGAUGGAAAUGUUAGCAGGGGAGUUCAGAAAUUCUAGGAUUAUUCAGAAAUGUUGAUUAAUAUGGAGGGAUGUGUACAUUGUCAUGACAUGACUUUCAGAGAGACGAUAGAGCCUAAUAUUGAAGCUUUAUGCAAUGUGAUUAUUUAAUUGCUUACAGAUUUCCUUCAUUUAUGAUAUUGCCUGAGACAAAUCCUAUAUGACGUGACACUGAAAGCUUUUAAGAACUUUAUAUAAUCUGAGCAGAUUAUUCAGCAAACCCUCUGCUUACCUGGAAAUUGUUCCAUAUUUAAUAAUUAGGUCCCUUUUUUCUUUUUAUUCUCUUGCAGAGUGUUGGAUGCAUAAUGUGGUGUGAAAUCCAAAAUCUGUAAGGAGCUUUUACAACUGUAAUGUUUAAAGUUAUGAUAUUCUGUUGAAACUAAUUUAGCAUGUGACAGGAAAUCCGCCAAGAUGACAGAGAUAUUUGCUCAUAACGACUUCAUGGCACAUAAAUCCUAAUAAUAGACCACUUUGCUUAUAAAAUGUUAGAUUUGUUUGCUUUUUUCUUUUAGUUUCUUUUUUUUUUAGGUCGCCUUAUCUCCUGAGCAUAUCUUGAAAAUUAAAGAUGACGUUUUGCGUGUGUGUCCAGAACCGAGUCAGCAAAAAACGAAAAAAAAAAAGCAGCUAUGGGUUAUGAUGCACUUUAGGACAAAGUUGUGACAUAACUGUAUAUCAAUAAAACACGUACUAAAAAUGCG